This is a messenger RNA of Opisthorchis viverrini, 1475 nucleotides long. RefSeq lists its product as hypothetical. Bases 1 to 1014 code for a protein of 337 amino acids. The transcript is spliced from 3 exons. The record is from RefSeq and is a predicted model, not a curated record. Lineage: Eukaryota; Metazoa; Platyhelminthes; Trematoda; Opisthorchiida; Opisthorchiidae.
AUGUCUAUGAAACUUGGACCUUCUCCAGGAAAGUGCCCAAGGUAUGAUGGAAGGGAUCGCCAGGAGCAUGAUAGACAUUUCAAGAAUCAGGAAUAUCGUUCUGCUUUUCAAAACAAACCUGGGCGACGUACUUCCGAGAAGUCACGGUCAAGUUUAAGAAGUCCCUCCGAAGAGAUACAAACAACCACUGAAGGCCUGCUCUUUGCCACACAAACGGAUCAAUCUAUGACUUAUCCAAUUUACCGAUUUUAUAAUCCCACGUCGCGUGGUUACUUGAGCGAUCAGAAGAAAACCCAUUUGGUUUGUGCAAAUAACAGGAAUCCUCUUGAUGCAUACGUUGAAUGGGAAUGGAUCGCUUUUGAGAGUUACCCUUUUGGCUAUUUACGAAAUCAUCAGUCGAAAAGAUAUCUGUGCUUCAACGUUAACGGAAGACCAGUAAUGCUGAAACAAAUCCGCCACUUUUCCAAAUGCCUUUUACGAAUUAAUGUCGCCCUGAAAUCUGAUCGGCCUCAUCGGAAACUGGUGAAUGACGAACAGAGGUCCCCACAGAACAUGCAACAAGAAGUUGUGGGACGCUCUGGGGAGAUUACUUGGGGAGUUGUUUCGAAACGGACUAAUAUACACCAAGCCUUGUUGUUGAAGGAAGAACAACCCCUUACCACUGGCACGUUACGUCAGUCAGAACGUACGUUAAACCUCCCUGAACGGACACAUCCGCCGCAAAUUUCUCUGCCGCAGUUCAUGUGGCUGACCACGGCUAAGCACUUGCCUGAGUGGAAGCUUUUAUUCUGUCCAAAUGGGAUGCCUUUUGCGCAUUAUCGGCCUCAUCACAAGCGAUGCAGGCACACUGAUUUGAGUGGAAACUCCCAGCAGUUAAUCAUGUGUCCAAGGAUUCCUUCGCGCUGCCGGUUGGCCUGUGCCCCCCACAUUUUCAAACAGGAAAUAAAGGCCGGUGAACUGCAAUGCGACAUGAAGUGUCUCCAGGCAAUAUCUUGCAGUCCAGUAGCAACAUAACCGAUUUCCACUUGUUUUAUUUCCUCCUCCUGGAAUACGUUCCUGCUCCGAGUAUCGACAGUUGUAACACGGGUAAAAAGUUCAUUGUGUCCAAGAAAAUCCCAACGUAUUCACGUUCGUAGGGUUAUCCUUCCGUCUACCUCCACGCUUAAGCUUACAACGUUUAGUCAGAAUCAGGUGUACAGACUGACGUUUCCACCAGUGGAGGUAUGUCAGACCUAUUGCACUCAUUCCAAAUUCAGAUUUCCUGUCUUGGAACUGCAGUUGAGUAUGGCGAAUAAUGUGUUCAUACGGGGCAAGUGGUGCCCUUGCCACACAAGUUAUCCCAUCUAGUCCUUAUAGGAUUUUUAAAGUGUUUGCCAAUAUUUUGUAUUUCCUUUUUGGACCGAGCUUCUCCAGACCAAAUGUACGAUUUUCCGUAACGUCUAUCUUUUCAUUGCGAAUUAAUAAAUUAGUAGUCC